AAUUCAGCAGUAGUAGAAAGAAGAAGCAAAGUAAUAAAUAGCAUUGGACUGCCAAACGCUGAAUACAGGUAUUUAUCUUCAGUCUCUAACCCGAAAGGGUUACUCUCCUUGGAAAAAGAAGAAGAAAAUAAAGUUGCAGGACACAAAAAUGUUGUGCCUUUGGAGUGCAGAUUUGUGUAUCCGGAAUUUCUACCUGAUCCAAGACUGGACCACCGUAACAGUUUACGAGAAAAGCUUGAGAGAAUGGAUAUGAUGAACCGCAGGAACCACAUUGAUAUACCUGAAUUUUACGUUGGAAGUGUACUGGCGGUUUCAUCUUCAAACCCACAUGCUCCAGAGAAAGUGACUCGCUUUGUUGGAAUUUGCAUCCAGCGUGGUGGUUGUGGAUUACGAGCAUUUUUCAUUAUUAGGAAUGUGGUUGACCAUCAAGGUGUGGAAAUGUUCUAUGAGAUGUAUAGUCCAGUUAUUCAGAAGAUUGAAGUGUUGCGUUUGGAGAAGAGAUUAGACAAUGAGCUCCUGUACCUGCGAGAUGCUCUACCAGAGUACAGCACUUUCCCCUUGGACAUGGAACCUGAGUACCUUCCUGAAGGAUCUGCAAUACCAGUCAACCCCAUCAAGGUGAAGCUGAAACCUCGACCUUGGUUAGAAAGGUGGGAGAGGCAAGAGCUGAAAGGUGUGCAGGAUCUGGGUCUUCCCAAGAGAUUCUACGAGAGGGCUGCAGCAGUAGCAAAGCCAUGGGAGAAGUAUGAUCUAAUGGCAGAAUAUAGGGAAUCAAUACCAGCUGAAGAGCAGGAGGAGAUCUUUGCAGAAGUUUAUUCGCAACUUCAUCAACUAGAAGUGACAAGGAAAAUAAUGAAGAGGAAACGAACAUUUGUCAAACCAAAGAAAAUGGGCUGAAGCAUAAGUCUUAUUAUUAGAAUGCUGAUUCCAUUUAAAAUGUGGUAAAAUGAAAGUUCCUGAGAAUGACUCUAAAAUAAAGGAAUGGUGUGGAUUUGAUGCAAUUACAUGAACAGAUUCAGUUCUGGAAGGACAUAAUGUUAUUCCCACAUGUCCAAUGUAUAACUGCAAAGAAGAAAAACUGCAAGUUUGCCAGCUGUUUUGUAUGGAUAACCUUGUCUUUCACUGUGCGAGCACUUCAGAACAAAGUGCUAAGGAAUGUACUUGGAAUUAAGAGGACUGGAGAGAAUUACAUAAUGUGUACUCUUCAUCUAAUAUUGUGAGAUUAAAGCAAGAAGAGUUGUUUGGAGCACAGGGAAAAUCAAAAGUGGGAAAUUAAUGGAAGAGACAGCCAACAAACCAAACUAUCUUAUCCACACAAUGUGGUAAGCUAUGUCUUCUGUACAAAAUAUAUUCUAAUUUGCCAUGUCUGUCAAAAUUAUAUUUAUAGCUGUCCAUGGUCUCAAACCUGGAUGAAAGUUUUACCAUAGGUUUUUUAUUCUUCUUUUUGAUCAGAUUUAAUCAAGUGAUGGUUAUACACCUCAAACCAGAUUCAAAACUUAUAUCUAACCUAAUCUUGUUGAUACUGGCAGGACUAAACACCAGAUGUAAUGAUUAUAUUGUUAUGAUGAUUGAACUGUCACCUUUGUUUUUGUGUGUUCUAUAUGAAGGUUACAUUAAGGAAAUUGAGGUAGAUAUUCUCUCAGAUACUUUGGAAGUUAAAGGAUAUUACAUUAUUGGAAAAGGAUUGCUCUGGAAAUUGUAAACCUCUGUGGCAGGGUAAGUCAAGACAAAUUAUGUUUUAGCAAAAACACUAUGAAAGACUACAAUUUUGGUAAUUAUA
Zootermopsis nevadensis is the source of this 1780-nucleotide messenger RNA. NCBI's taxonomy places the organism in Eukaryota, Metazoa, Arthropoda, Insecta, Blattodea, Termopsidae. The record is from RefSeq and is a predicted model, not a curated record.